UGACAAAAAAAAUGGCGGAAUGACACGAAGCGACAAUAAGGCGCGUGGCGGCACCGGCAGUGGCCGUCGGUGUGGGCGCGUGCGGCCCUUAUUCGCACUAAACUCCCGACCGAUAACCGAGCUGCCGUCCCCUCCUCACUACGCGGGAUUCAUCCGCCAUCGGCGCACCUUUGGCGAUUUGGUUCCCUGAUUGUAUGCGGUUCAUUUGUCGCGAAUUCGCGACACGGGGGGCUAAAACACAGCAUCGCUGCGGUCGGAUUUGUGAAGAUUACAGUCAAUAAAGUGCUGUGCCCGAGACUGCCUCCUAAUCCCUGUGUGAAAGGGAUGUGCAGUGCACCGGCGGGAUCUUGACUUUCCGCUAAAAGCUGGAAUGGCCGAGGUUCCCGCGUCAUGUGAUUGUUUUGUGUCCUUGCCUCCUGGCUCUCGCGAUGACCACGUUAUUUUCGGGAAGAACGCAGACCGUCCCCGGGAUGAGGUGCAGGAAGUGGCCCACUACCCUGAAGAGUCUCACCCUCCAGGCGCCAUGCUGGAGUGCACAUACAUCCAGAUCCCUCAAGUGGAGCAGACCCACGCUGUCGUCCUCAGCAAACCUGCCUGGAUGUGGGGCGCUGAAAUGGGAGCUAAUGACCAGGGAGUUUGCAUUGGGAAUGAGGCGAUCUGGACCCGAGAGCCCGUCUGCCCCGGAGAUGCUCUGCUGGGCAUGGACCUUGUCAGGCUGGGGUUGGAGCGUGGCGACAGUGCCUGGUCGGCACUGACCGUGAUCACCGGUCUCCUGGAGCAGCAUGGCCAGGGUGGGCAGUGCAAGGAGGACCCUGUGCCCUUCAGCUACCACAACACCUUUCUCCUGGUGGACCGCAACGAGGCCUGGGUCCUGGAAACCGCUGGACGUCUGUGGGUGGCCCAAAAGGUCACAGAGGGCGUGAAGAACAUCUCCAACCAGCUGACCAUUGGGACGGAGGUCACCGCGGAGCACCCAGAGCUGCGGCGCGUGGCGCAGGCUCAGGGCUGGUGGGACAAUGAGAGUGAGUUCAACUUCUCACGGGUGUUCAGUCCCGAGGACCCGCCUGCCAGGAUGGAGCUGGCAAAACAGCGCUACAAGGGAGGCACAGAGCUACUCAAGCAACAUGACGGCUCAGUGACGGCAGCUGUGAUGAUGUCCAUUCUGAGGGACAAGCCCAGCGGUAUCUGCAUGGAUUCUGGAGGAUUCUGCACGACAGGCAGCAUGGUAUCGGUCCUGCCCAGAGACCCCACCCUUCCCUGCAUCCACUUCUUCACUGCCACCCCAGAUCCCUCCCGGUCUAUAUUCAAGCCUUUUAUCUUCUCGGACUUUUCCACCCCGGUGCUGAGGGUGGUCUCCCCACAGUUUGGCCCAGACGACCCUGCCAGGAAGCAGCCUCGCUUUCAGAGCAAGGUGGACCGAAGACAUGACCUGUACAAGGCCCACCAGGUGGCGGUCAGGACCAUGGAGAACAACCCGGAUGAGGGUUCAUCUGUCUUUGAGAUUCUAAGGGAACUGGAGUCGCAGUGUCUGAGUGAGAUUUCAGCCAUGCUGAGUGGAGAGAUAUCAGGAGAAGAACUGGGGGACUUAUUUUUUGACACCGUCGACGCAGAAAUAAAGUUCUACCAGUGAGGAGGUGGGAGGCGUAGCUGCGUAGGGUGUUGGAUUGUUCAUGAAUGUGUUCCUGCUGUUCAGGGAAAACUUUUGACUGCAACUUGGGAGCAGAGAAAGUCUAACCCUGAAGACGUGAUAACAGUGAUGAAUUCCCAUCGAUAGAUUGAAUCACUUUUAGUAACACUAUGGAUUAAGGAAUACAUUGGUUUAGGCUAUAAGACAGUAAAGAAUUGUAGGAAGAGUUAAGUCAAUAAUUUAUAUGUGUUGUGUUAACUAAUGUUGGAUCGUGCAUAACUUAAGAAAACACAUUAUAACAUUAUAACAUCUGUGUCAAACCAAAUUGGAUGAUGAUUUUUUUAGAUUAUGGAAGUCUGCCUUUGUUUGAAGAAAAAGAUUUUAUUUUAUUUCCUCAUAAGCGAAUAUGAGACAAUUCAGAGUAAUCACAAUGAACUUGACUGCAAAGGCCUGUCCAGCACACUGCAGCAUUGUAACAGUGAUCUGGUGGGGUUUUGUUCAGCAAUACGAGUAAAGCACCUAAAAUAAACAUAAAAGAAGAACAACUUUUCUCAAGUUAGACUCUGCCAUUUUUUGCUAGCAAAUAUAGAAAUAGCCCUGUGAGGAAAUGUGACUGUGUUCCCAGCAAAUCUCAUUGGGGGCUCAAACUGUGUGCUGUAUUUCACUCUUUUUACAGCGCCCUCAAGUGGAUAUCUCUAACGCUGGUCGAGUUUCAGGAGAAGGCCCCCGGCUCUCUUAGAGGUUGUGUUUGUCCUCUGAUUGGGCUCUGCCUCACUCAAUUAACACACGUCUAUCAUUAACACACACUAAAUCUCUGAACUGCACUGAGCAAUUGUCACGUCUCACCUGGGGAGCAAUGAGUGCACUUUUAAUGAUGUAGACUACACAAACGCCUGUGUAGAGCAGUGUGAAGUAAAAAUUAGUUUGUUGUUUCAAUUGAAUGGGUGGUCAUUUGUGGAUCCCGGCAGGGAAUGAUCUAAUAAAGAAUGUGCAUAGUCUGUUCUGUGUGUGUUGACAGUAUUUGUGCAGCUGCUUGCAUCAUUAAUGAUUGGUACUACUGCUAUUUAUUUUCAUUACCACUGCACCUUGAAAUAAAAGUGGAGAAUGGA
Molecule: messenger RNA, 2736 nt
Organism: Pungitius pungitius (ninespine stickleback)
Lineage: Eukaryota; Metazoa; Chordata; Actinopteri; Perciformes; Gasterosteidae
Gene: scrn2
Product: secernin 2
Exons: 8
Coding region: 371-1630 (419 amino acids)
Biological process (GO): proteolysis
Molecular function (GO): cysteine-type exopeptidase activity; dipeptidase activity
Source: RefSeq, a predicted model, not a curated record